Molecule: messenger RNA, 256 nt
Organism: Geodia barretti
Lineage: Eukaryota; Metazoa; Porifera; Demospongiae; Tetractinellida; Geodiidae
Source: the annotation of a GenBank genome assembly
UAUGAUUUGCCGUCUGUUCGUGGAGGGAGGUACCUCAGUGCAGUGGCUGGCCGUAAUGCUCGCUCUUCUCCUGUCACCCGUCAGCUCAUCAGUAUGGUCUUACUCCCUCUCUUCUCUGGAAUUCCUGGAGUUUGGCUCGUCCUCGGCUAACAUCACUGGGUUACUUCUGUUGGGAAAUGCAGUGAACUCUGACCCCAUCCCCAUCUCCCUACCAAAUGGCUUCCCUUUCUCCAAUGAAUCUGAGUCUGUUGUUUAU